AUGCCGGCAGACGCUAACAGUGAGCCCGCUGUGCCCUUCAGCCCUCAGGCGUUCAGCCGUUACCUGGAGGACAUCAUCAGCUACCGGUGGGAGCUGGAGGAGGGGAAGCCCAACCCACUGCGAGAGGGGCCCUUCGAGACCCUGCCGCCGCGCACGCAGGUGGAGCUGCUGCACCGGCUGUGCGACUACCGGCUGGACGCCGCCGACGUCUUCGACCUGCUGAAGGGCCUGGAUGCAGACAGCCUGAGGGUGGAGCCCCUGGGGCAGGAUGGGGAUGGAGCCCUCUACUGGUACUUUUACGGCACUCGUAUGUACAAAGAAGAGCCAGUUCAGAGGAAAACUGAGAAGUUCAGUGAAAUGACUGAACUGACACUGCCUGAGAAAAAGAAAAGGGGAAGGCCACCAAAGAAGAGAAAGUAUGAAGAUCCUUUUCUAAGUGAUGCUGAAAGUGAAGUUCCGGACGUGCAGACAGAAGAAGACGGAAGACUGGAUGACCUUCCUCCAAGCACAUCUCGUAAGCGAGGCGCUUGGUCCCUGGUGUGCGAUACAGAGCAGCAGUGGGUCAGUCUGGCGGAGAGCAUCAAGGACAGAGGCUCCCCACAGGACCGCCACCUCUACCGGGUCAUCACCCAAAACUUCCUGCCCGAGAUCAGCAGCAUGAUCGAGCACAAGGAGCGAGAGCAGAAACAGAAACUCCUAGAUCCAGCCCCAUUUCGCAUAUCGCAGAGAUCCUCUGAAAAUCCCAUCAAAGGAGAGGAAGAGGACAAUCCCAGCACCGCCUCAGAGGACGAGAGGAAGAAAGACGAAGAGCUGGACAGGCAGGUCCUGCUGGCCGAGCAGCGGCGAGAGGAAGAGAGGCUUCUGCAAGAAGAACGGCAGAGGGAGAAGCUGGAGAAGAUCAAAGCUGUGGAAGACCGAGCCAAGAGGCGGAAGAUGCGGGAGGAGAAGGCCUGGCUGCUCUCGCAGGGAAAAGAGCUGCCAACCGAACUGGUGAAUCUGGAGCCGUCAUCACCCGUCCACCGAACACGCAGGAAUAAAGAAUUCUACGACAUGGAUGAUGACUACACUGCCCUUUACAAAGUUCUUGAGGCCCUCAAAGCUCACAAAGACGCCUGGCCAUUUUUAGAACCAGUCGACGACUCCUAUGCUCCCAAUUACCAUGAAAUAAUCCAGACUCCCAUGGACCUUUCCACUAUUGAAAGGAAGCUCAACGAUGGAGACUAUGUCGCCAAGGAGGAGUUUGUGGCCGAUGUGAAGCUCAUGUUCGAAAACUGCAUGGAGUACAACGGAGAAGACAGUGAGUACACCAUCAUGGCGGAGUCUCUGGAGCGGUGCUUCAGCCGGGCCCUCGCCAAACACUUACCCUCAGAGGACGGAGACACGGACGAAGAGUUCCACGUCAGUCGGGAAGACAAAGAGCGCAAGGACAAAAAACGCAACCGCAGCAGCAAACAUCUGGGGCCCGACAGUCUGAUCCGAGCCACGGAGCAAGUCCAGCGGAAGCGAGGCUCCCAGGGGGGCAAGGGGCAUUCAGGGGAAGAGGACAGAAGGCCGUCCCGACCACAGCUGCCCCCCCACUGGUCCAACGGCCCCCCCCACCCUCACGGCCUGCCUCCCAACCAGCAGCACGCCCGGGACGGCGCCAUCAGGGGCAUGUACCACCCGGGCCAGCAGGUAUCCACAGACCAGCCUCUGCUCAUCAAUGUUUGGUUUCCAUACCUCCAUCAUCCAGGCAGGCCUCCUGGCCCACAUGGUCCCCAUGGUCCUCAUGGGCCGCAUAUGUAUGGCCAAAGAGUGUCGAUGGACCCCCGCUUUGCCUACCCAGUUCACAUUCCUCAACAUGGAGACCCCAAUCUGAACCGCCUGCCGCACGGCUUCAGCAUGCAGCAUCGCAUGGCUGAAGGACACCCCAUGGGCCCCAGGUAUCAGCUCAGGCCCCCUCCUAACGAGCAGCACCCGCAGCAGCAUCCCUACAUGGGGCCGACCCACGGCCCGUCCCUGGGACCACGCCCGAUGGCCCUCCAGCCCGGACCCCCCCCCGAAGCCAGCAUGUAUCCGUCCCACCACCGCCCGGAGAGCCACACCAUGCAUCCAAUGGGCAACAGGUUCCCAGGGCCAGAGGGCCCCCCCCAGCACAGCCACCCCGGCUUGAGGCCCCCUGCUAUGGGCGUGUCGAACAUGUGGCCCGGCAUGAAUCCCCAGGGCCAGGACAGACUAAACGGCAUGCGCAUGCAGGAUCCCAACAUGGUGAACCAGCGCGGCUUCAGCUACGGGGGGAUCCCCCCUCCGGUCGGCCAUAAGCCUUGGCCAGAAGCUGCCGGAUACCCGCAGCAUCCGUCCAGCGCCCAGUAUCAGAUGUCCUCCGCCGCCAGCUCCCUCGGGCCCGCGUCCGCCCGGCCGCCCGGGUCUCAGGCAGACUCCUCCGGCCGGACGCUCCUGUCCUCCAUGCUGGAGAGCCCCGAGAUGCGAGCCCUCCAGCAGCUGUCGGCCUCCUCCGGCCCCCCCGCCGGUGCCCCUCAUCAGCACACGGGCAACUUUCAGCCGGCAGGGCCCCCGUCGGGACUUGGCAGUGUCCCAGCUCACCCCUCCAACCCGCCGCCUCCUUCCCCCGAGGUUCAGCUGCUGCGUCCCGCCGGAGACAAAGGGCCAGACAGCCAGCCUGCCCCACACGCAAACUUGAGCCCCAAAGGGACAACAUCAGAGAACAAAAUGGCUGCCAACAGCCUUUCUGAUGAAACCUCAUCGCACAAAAACUGUUUUACUGGCGCCCAAGAGCAGCCGUCCAUGCGCAGCCCUAAAGGAUGUUACAUUUCAGCGGUCGACAGGAUGCAGAGCCCCCCGCCGCCACACCCGAGCAGAACGCCGGGCAGCCACUCUGAGCCAGGACUCUCGAAUAGUUUAACGGAGAGCCUCCAUCCGGCUCACAGCAGCCCGGCUCCCGCUGCCUCCCCUCACACCCACCCGGCCGGCUCCAGACCCACGCAGAGCAGCCCCCAGCACAAAGCCCCCAGCCCCGCCCACCUCCCCCCAAACCGGCCCCCAGCGCCCGUUCCCGAACCCCAGAAUCCCGCUCUGCGUCUGUCAGACGGCCGGCCAAACGCACAGAACAUCCCGACUCAACAGCAGCUUCACCCGGCCACCGUUAGUCCUCCUCCAGGCCCCCCCGACGGCUCCCCCCGGACAGCCCCCCAGAGCGCAGAGCCCUCCCAUCAGAGUGUCCAAAGAAUCUCCCCGGGGUGUCCAGCUCUGAUGCCCGCCCUGUCCCAGAGCGCCACCAGAGGAGCUCAGCCCGCCCCGCUCACCUCGCUGCCCCCCAGCCACCCCGCCCCCCUGCUGCCCUCCCAGCCCAGCCCCGCUGACCACGGACACCAAAGGCCCUGCGAGCCCACCGGCAGACCCGACCCCGAGGCCACCGCCAUCUCCCCUCAGCCCACCAUGAUGGCCCACGGGCCACCGACCGCCAUCUAUAACCCCCAGGCCUUCAGCCCCAAUCACGGGCGAGCCCCACCGGUGGGGGGCGUCCAGGCUCAAAGGGGGUCGUCGCACGCUCACAAUCCGGCCGUGCCCCCCCACACCCAGGGUCAGGUCAACGGGGGCGUGGGCCAGUACGGCUUAGGCAAUCCCCCCCACCCACACUACAAUCACACCCCCAUGGGCCGGCCCGUGCCCCCGUACCACAAUCAGAAUAUGAACCCCAUGCACAGCCCCGCGCCCCACGCCGCCUUCCACCAGCAGGGGGCCUACUCCUACCACCAGCAGCCCCCGCAGAACCACGGCCCCCUGUACCCCCCCCCCCAGUACCAGCCGCAGGCCUACUACCCCCCAACCCAGACCCAGUCCCAGACCCACAGCCAGGCCAACGGCAGAGGAGCGUUCCCCCCCAAGGAGUGGCCCCGGCCCCCCUACCAGCCCCACCAGUCCAUCCCGGCCGGAGCCUACCUGCUCCCCCGGGUCAACGGCCCCCCGAGGGAGAGCAGCGUGUCCCCGCUGGGCUCCGAGGGCUCGGGCGGGGCGGGCCUGCUGUCCCCGGGCCGCCUGAGCGAAAUGGGGCCCAGUUCUGGAUGUACGGAGGACGGGAAGCCCGGCAGUCCCAAACCGGAGAGCUCCGAGCGGCCCGAGAGUCCCAAAGAGAUCCUGGACCUGGACAGCCACAACGCGGCCGCCCGCCGCCGGGGCCUGCAGCAGCACGCCGGCCUCCUGUACGACCCCCGGGCGCUGCACCCCGGCGGGCAGCGGGGCGGCGCCCCCCCGCCGCACAUGAUGGCGCAGGGCUGCGGGUUCGGGAGCGUGAGCCCGUUCCCCGGGCAACCGUACCCGGACGCCGGGCGCUACGCCGCCCAGAGGCCACACCCACACCUGAUGGAGGCCCUGCAGCGGCCCCAGCAGCUGCCCUUCUCCCCCGGGCAGACGCGCAUGGCCAUGUACAGACACCCCCGGGCGGGGGGGCACUUCCAGGGCAUGCUGGUCCCGCAGAGGGGCCUGGGACCGGAGCGCUUCCUACAGCCGGGGUAA
This is a messenger RNA of Menidia menidia (Atlantic silverside), 4512 nucleotides long. NCBI's taxonomy places the organism in Eukaryota, Metazoa, Chordata, Actinopteri, Atheriniformes, Atherinopsidae. The record is from the annotation of a GenBank genome assembly.